CCACCAUUCAAUCCCUACCGUAUGCCUGGUCUGGGCUGUAUCGUGCGACCAGAUUUUUAUUUCGACACCGACGAUUAAAGGACACCAACUACAACGUUAGAGAGAGAGAGGGGACUAGAGAGGGUUUCAGAUUUCCCCUCUUUUUGUGAACGAUCUUUCUUCUUAUUUUAUCUGCGAUUCCGCGAAGGCUUCGCUCGAUUUUCAGGGCUUUUAGGGUUUCUGGUCUCGAUAACCCCCUCGUUGUUAAUGCAAAGGAAAAAGAUUUACUGACUUUCGAGUCUGUACGAGGAAUUUAGCUGAGAUUUUUUUUUCUUUCUUUCUUGAUUGUUUUCGAGCCCCCCAAAUUUAGGGUUUUGAUCGGAGGUAUGGGCUCGGAAGAUGCCGAUCUUUUGGAUGACGGGGGUGGUGGAGGGCCUUCAUUGUCUGCGUCGUCGGUUUCAUGCUCGAUUUGCCUUGAGGCAGUAACUGACAACGGGGACAGAUCGAGGGCGAAGCUGCAAUGCGGACAUGAGUUUCAUCUCGAUUGCAUUGGUUCUGCAUUCAAUGCAAAGGGAGUUAUGCAGUGCCCUAAUUGCAGAAAAAUUGAGAAAGGUCAAUGGCUUUAUGCAAAUGGUUCUCGUUCAUUUCCCGAAUUUAGCAUGGAUGACUGGGUGCAUGAUGAGGAUCUAUAUGACUUAGGUUAUUCUGAAAUGCCAUUUGGAGUUCAUUGGUGUCCAUUCGGUGGAUUGGCUCGAGUUACUUCAUCUUUUGAGGAGGGGGAAUCUCCAUCCACAGCAUAUCAUGACCUAUUGGGACACCAUGCUAUAUUUGCUGAACAUACAGCUGCAUCAUCUGCUGCCCAUUCUUGCCCAUAUGUUGCAUACUUCCAACCACUUCAGCCCUCUGCCUCAAGCUCCAAUGAAGGUAUGGCUGAGGGUCCUAACUUCAGUCAUCAUUGGAAUAGUCUCUCUGGACCAAGCGACAUAUCUACUUCUCAUGGUUUUCCCGGUUUGGAUCUCCAUUAUCACAGUUGGGAUCACCAUUCCCCUCCAUUCUCUCCAACUGGCAGUCGCAUAGCUGGAGCUGAUCAAGCUACGAUUCCUUCUUCAACCCUGAGAUCGACAAGGGGUGACACUGAACCUCUUCCAAGAUCAGGAUCUUUUGUGCACCCAUACCUUCUUGGUCAUGGGUCAGGUCCCAGGGCUGGAAGUUCGGUUGUUUCCUCGAUGGUCCCUCCUUAUCCCAGCAGCAGUGCAAGAACCCAUGACAGGAUACAGGGUCUUCAUGCUUAUCAUCAACAGCAGCCAGGCAAUUCGCCAGGCAUGCGUGCACCCAUUUUUUCGGGCAUCAGGAGAUCCAGCGCUCUGCGGCCUGUGGGUCCUGUGGCCUCAUCCUCUGAUCAUACGGGUACCUUUUAUAUGUUUCCAUCUUCAGGUUCAUCUGGCCGGAACCUCCAAGAUGCAGAUAAUCCAUUACGGAAUCGUUUUUAUGCAUGGGAAAGAGAUCGCUUUGCUCCCUUCCCAUUGAUCCCAGUGGACAGAGAGUCGAGUUGGUGGGGGCCAUUCCAUCAAGCUGCUGGUGGGUCAGAUUCCGGCGGCAGGACUAGUAGCUUUUGGCAGAGGCAUGGAUCUGAGAGGUCGUCACAAGGUCGGGCAGAGAAUUCUUCCUAUCAGCCGGUUCAUCCUUCUGGUCGGAUGUUUCCUUUCAUAUGAAAAGCACAUCACUCCAAUGACUGAGGACCAAAAUCUAUAUGAGAAAUGAUAUAAUGGCUUGCUCCCGAGUCUGUAAAUCGCAACAGACUUAACUUUGCCGUGUGGUCCCUAAAACAGAAAACAAUCUUUUGGUUGUCACACGGCUGUGUGAUGACUUUUCGGCUUCAAACUUCUGCCCGGAGGAUAUGAAAUAAAAUAUCUUUGUGGAGUGGCAAAUGAAUGGCCCCGUCCUUUACUGACUGUAUUUGCUGUC
Molecule: messenger RNA, 1944 nt
Organism: Nelumbo nucifera (sacred lotus)
Lineage: Eukaryota; Viridiplantae; Streptophyta; Magnoliopsida; Proteales; Nelumbonaceae
Product: E3 ubiquitin-protein ligase IPI1
Molecular function (GO): ubiquitin-protein transferase activity
Source: RefSeq, a predicted model, not a curated record